Molecule: messenger RNA, 2052 nt
Organism: Corvus hawaiiensis (hawaiian crow)
Lineage: Eukaryota; Metazoa; Chordata; Aves; Passeriformes; Corvidae
Gene: MAU2
Product: MAU2 sister chromatid cohesion factor
Exons: 19
Coding region: 1-1983 (660 amino acids)
Biological process (GO): maintenance of mitotic sister chromatid cohesion; mitotic sister chromatid cohesion
Cellular component (GO): SMC loading complex; chromatin
Molecular function (GO): double-stranded DNA binding; protein binding
Source: RefSeq, a predicted model, not a curated record
AUGGCGGCGGUGGCGGCGGGCGCGGCGGCCCCUCAGCAGCCGCCGCCGCCUCAGCAGCCGCCGCAGCCGGCGGGAGGCGGCGGGAGCGGCUCCGGGGAGGCGGCGGGAGCCGCGGGUGGUGCCGGAGGCGGCGGCGGAGGUGCCGGAGGCGGCGGCGGCGCAGCCGGGCCCGCGCCGGGGUCGGGGUCGGGCGGCGGCGCGGCCGCGGGCGAGUCGUGGUACCUGGCGCUGCUGGGCCUGGCCGAGCAUUUCCGCACGUCCAGCCCGCCCAAGGUGCGGCUGUGCGUGCACUGCCUGCAGGCCGUGCUGCCCCGCAAGCCCCCGGCCCGCAUGGAGGCCCGCACGCACCUCCAGCUCGGCUCCGUCCUCUACCACCACACCCGCAACGGCGACCAGGCCCGCGGGCACCUGGAGAAGGCGUGGCUGAUAUCCCAGCAGAUCCCCCAGUUUGAAGAUGUGAAGUUUGAGGCGGCCAGUUUGCUGUCGGAGCUGUAUUGCCAAGAGAAUUCCGUGGAUACGGCCAAGCCCCUGCUGCGCAAAGCCAUCCAGAUCUCUCAGCAAACUCCCUACUGGCACUGCAGGCUGCUCUUCCAGCUGGCUCAACUCCACACCCUGGAGAAGGAUUUGGUGUCGGCCUGUGACCUGCUGGGAGUGGGGGCAGAGUACGCCCGGGUGGUGGGCUCCGAGUACACCAGAGCCCUCUUUCUGCUCAGCAAAGGGAUGCUGCUGCUGAUGGAGAGGAAGCUGCAGGAGGUUCACCCGCUGCUGACGCUGUGUGGGCAGAUCGUGGAGAACUGGCAGGGAAAUCCCAUCCAGAAGGAAUCCCUCAGGGUCUUCUUCCUGGUCCUGCAGGUCACACAUUACCUGGAUGCUGGCCAGGUGAAGAGCGUGAAGCCGUGCCUGAAGCAGCUGCAGCAGUGCAUCCAAACCAUCUCCACCCUGCACGACGACGAGAUCCUGCCCAGCAACCCCGCUGACCUCUUCCACUGGCUGCCCAAGGAGCACAUGUGUGUGCUGGUCUACCUGGUGACAGUGAUGCAUUCCAUGCAGGCAGGAUACCUGGAGAAGGCUCAGAAAUACACGGACAAAGCCCUCAUGCAGCUGGAGAAGCUCAAAAUGCUGGACUGCAGCCCCAUCCUGUCCUCAUUCCAAGUGAUUUUGUUGGAACACAUCAUCAUGUGCAGGCUGGUCACGGGACACAAAGCCACGGCCCUGCAGGAGAUUUCCCAGGUCUGCCAGCUGUGCCAGCAGUCUCCAAGGCUCUUUUCCAACCACGCUGCCCAGCUGCACACGCUCCUGGGCCUCUACUGCAUCUCUGUCAACUGUAUGGACAAUGCAGAAGCACAAUUCACUACGGCACUGAGACUCACAACCCACCAGGAGCUGUGGGCAUUUAUUGUCACCAACCUGGCCAGCGUCUACAUCCGGGAAGGGAAUCGGCACCAGGAGCUCUACAGUUUAUUGGAAAGGAUAAAUCCCGACCACAACUUCCCAGUGAGUUCCCAUUGUCUCCGGGCUGCAGCUUUUUACAUCCGAGGGCUCUUCUCCUUUUUCCAGGGAAGAUACAACGAGGCCAAGCGAUUUUUGCGGGAGACGCUGAAGAUGUCGAACGCCGAGGACCUGAACCGCCUGACCGCCUGCUCCCUCGUGCUCCUGGGCCACAUCUUCUACGUCCUGGGAAACCACAGGGAAAGCAACAACAUGGUGGUGCCGGCCAUGCAGCUGGCCAGCAAGAUCCCGGACAUGUCCGUGCAGCUCUGGUCCUCAGCCCUGCUCCGGGACCUGAACAAGGCGUGUGGCAAUGCCAUGGAUGCCCACGAGGCCGCCCAGAUGCACCAAAACUUCUCCCAGCAGCUGCUCCAGGACCACAUCGAGGCCUGCAGCCUCCCCGAGCACAACCUGAUCACGUGGACGGAUGGACCCCCCCCGGUCCAAUUCCAGGCUCAGAAUGGUCCCACCACCAGCCUGGCCAGUCUCCUGUGAAUCCCAGGAAAAUUCCAGGAAAAUUCCAGGAUAUCCAUGAACAACAUCCCAAAAAAAAAAAAACAAAAC